Zea mays is the source of this 639-nucleotide messenger RNA. RefSeq lists its product as uncharacterized. The transcript has 2 exons. The record is from RefSeq and is marked validated. Lineage: Eukaryota; Viridiplantae; Streptophyta; Magnoliopsida; Poales; Poaceae. Bases 30 to 464 code for a protein of 144 amino acids. Gene Ontology annotation, cellular component: chloroplast thylakoid membrane. Gene Ontology annotation, biological process: plastid translation.
UCCCUCGAAGGCCAAGGUCAAACGCACCCAUGGCGCUCCUCCUCUCCCCGCCGAUCGUAUCCUUCGUCUCCCCGUCUGCUCCUCGCUCCCGACCUAUCUCCGCUGUCGCCAACGUCUCAUUCUCUGCCUCAAGGCUGCAAUGCAAGAACCUGUCAUCCCUACAGAGCCCUCUGAACGUGACUGCUACUUGCGCUUCUUUCGCCGAGAAGAGGUCGGCUCCUGUCCAUGCCACGGCUGAGGGGUCUGAGGCUGGUGCGGCGGAGCAGCCAGAAGAACCGAAACCUGCGACCAAGAUCGAGGAAAUGCCGCUCGAGUCGAAGCAGAAGAUGAUCAUGGAGCAGAGGGCGCGGAUGAAGCUUGCCAAGAAACUGAGACAGCGGCGCAAGCGGCUCGUCCGCAAGAGGAAGCUUAGGAAGAAGGGCAGGUGGCCACCGUCCAAGAUGAAGAAGCUCAAGAAUGUAUGAACGGCACCGCCACCCUGCCUUGGCUUUGUGUCGUGUGGUGCCCCGUUUACCAAUUUCGCUGUUCAGAACCUGAGACACGAUGCCUACGAAAUAUAAUUCUGUUUCCAUGUAAUCGAAUCUUCUUACAGUCUAGUGUACUCAAAUGUGUCUGAAAUUUCUCUCCAGAUGUGCUUUA